This is a messenger RNA of Miscanthus lutarioriparius, 2118 nucleotides long. NCBI's taxonomy places the organism in Eukaryota, Viridiplantae, Streptophyta, Magnoliopsida, Poales, Poaceae. The record is from the annotation of a GenBank genome assembly.
AUGGACAAUUAUUUUUUUCACGGCCCGGUUCGAAAAAUGUUAGAUGGGCUUUGCUGGGCUUUAAAGAUACGCACGUUAUACAGCUUCGACAAGAUGGACAGGGAGUCAGCUGUCGCCACUGACCUGCUAGGUUGCUACACCCUGCACGCGCCCCGGCCGUUUAACCAGAUCGCCCCUGCCCUCCCCGACGGCGCCGAGCUCGCCCUCCAUCCCCGCCCAAGUUCGCCCUAUCCCGGUGCCUCGAACUCGUCGUCCUCGCUCCCGUGGUCGCCACUGGGAAGCAUGAGGAGGCGGCCUGGGAUCGCUGGCUUGGAGUAUGCGGCGGUUACUCGCAACCAGUUCCGGCUGGUCGGGGAGAAUGUGGCCAAUGUCAGGACCGAUGUCAUGGAGGAGCAGCUUGCGACGUUUCGGCCACAGCUCGAGGAAUUUACUUGCACGCAUAAGAAAGCAUCCUUCUCUACUGUGGGGUUCGACCUGCCUGGCUGGUUCAGGAACCCGAAGGAUGGUGAUCCUUGGUCCAGGUUGGACGGCAAUGGCGAUGAUGACUUUGUGCUCCCAGCCAAAUCAGACUUCUCAGAAGAACAAGGCUGCUCUGCUACCGGUGGAGGAUCCAGACCACUGUCGAUCCAUGCCAGCUGCCCUGCAUCCCAUGAAGACGCCGAAUUUGAGGCCGACGUGGAUGAGGUCAGCCGGAUUUUGAGAUCACGGUUUGCUUCUCCAGAGGCCAUUGUGAUCGCCAUGGACUGCUGCCCUGUCAGGGUGUCAGCACGCCUUGUCAACAAGGUCCUGAGCAGGUUCAGCAAUGAUUGGGUGGCCGCAUUUGGGUUCUUCACGUGGGCGGGAACUCAGGCAGGCUACUGUCAUUCUGCUGAUUUAUAUGACAUGAUGGUAGACAUAUUGGGCAAGUUCAAGCAGUUUGAUUUGAUGUGCGGUCUGAUCAGCCAGAUGCAUGAGAUUGGGGGGUUGGUGUCGCUAGCGACCAUGACGAAGGUGAUGAGGAGGCUCUGUGGGGCCAACCGAUGGAGUGACGCCAUUGAUGCUUUCCAUAAAAUGGACCGCUUUGGGGUGGCGAAGGACACAAAGGCCAUGAAUGUGCUCUUGGACACAUUGUGCAAGGAGAGGAGUGUGAAGCGUGCAAGAGGUGCCUUCCAAGCUUUGAAGGGGACAAUUCCUCCCGAUGAGAGUAGCUUCAACACAUUGGUUCAUGGCUGGUGCAAAGCGAGGAUGCUGAAGGAGGCUUGUGAAACGAUGAAGGAGAUGGAGCGGCAUGGUUUCAGUCCUUCAGUAAUAACUUACACCAGCUUGAUAGAAGCGUACUGCAUGGAGAAAGAUUUUCAGACGGUUGAUGAUAUCUUGGAUGAGAUGCACACAAAAGGAUGCCCUCCAAAUAUUAUCACAUACACAAUUGUGAUGCACGCGCUAGGGAAGGCUGGGAGGACACAAGAAGCUCUGGAUACUUUUGACAAGGUGAAGCAAGAUGGCUGUGCCCUAGAUGCUUCCUUCUACAACUCUCUGAUAUACAUACUCUGCAGAUCUGGGAGGUUGCAAGAUGCAAAUUUUGUGGUCGAAGAAAUGCACCGAACCAGAAUAUCCCCAAACUUGAAUACCUUUAACACCCUGAUUUCUGCUGCCUGUGAUCACUCUCAGGCUGAGAAUGCACUUAAACUGUUGGUUCAGAUGGAGGAACAGUCAUGCAAGCCAGACAUCAAGACGUACACCCCCUUGCUGAAGCUAUGCUGCAGAAGGCAAUGGGUGAAGACGCUUCUGUUCCUGAUAUGCCAUAUGUUCCGGAAGGACAUCACCCCUGAUUUCAGCACAUACACGUUGCUGGUGAGCUGGCUAUGCCGGAACGGGAGGCUCACCCAGUCCUGCUUAUUCUUGGAGGAGAUGGUGCUGAAGGGCUUUGCUCCACAGCAGGAGACCUUUGAUCUUGUGCUGGACAAGCUUAAGAAGAUGGACAUGCUUUCAGCAGUGAGAAAGAUUCAGCUUCUCAGGAUGCAAACAGAAGGUACUAGGUGUAGGAGCGGUGUUCCAUCUUAUUUGAGAGAGGAUGGUCACGGUAGACAGUGUUAUGCUGUAUUGUCAAACACUAGUGAAGCUGAAUCUUGGAAUAGAUGA